Molecule: messenger RNA, 747 nt
Organism: Colletotrichum siamense
Lineage: Eukaryota; Fungi; Ascomycota; Sordariomycetes; Glomerellales; Glomerellaceae
Exons: 3
Coding region: 1-747 (248 amino acids)
Source: RefSeq, a predicted model, not a curated record
AUGGACGAAGUCGGCAUAAUCUUGCUCACGCUGUUCCUCUUCCUCCUCGUCCUGGGUCCACUGUACAGACCAAUCUGCGUCACAUAUUCGCGAGUCAAGGACCACCGAAGAUUCAAUCCUAAAUCGUCCAGGGUUAGAGAUGCUCGUCGAAAGCUGAGCACUGUAUCCGAAUGCACGACAAUCAGCCCGGAAAAGCUGGACAUGGAGUCGAGUCUUAAUCAACACGACUCAACGCCCGAGUGUCCCAUAUGCAUCGGGCCACUGUUCGUCCCAAGCAACAUCCAUACGACUGGCUCAAGCCCGAUGCAGGCAGUGCCCUCGCAUGCUUCGGGCUCGGGCGGGGGCAGCGAUGUUCCAGAAGAAAGUGAAGGGCGACAAACGCAUAGGGGUUUUGGCAUUCGCAGUGUCCGGGAGAAGCUUGCAGCGAGCAAUUGCAACUGGCGUGUGAUGCAGCUGUGGGACGAGAAGACGGGCAACUCGCAGGGCGACUCGGGCGACGACGAUAUCCUGACGCUCAAGAGCUGCCACCACGCUUUUCACGCCAAGUGUCUUUCAUCGUGGUUCUUGAUUGAGCGGUACGACUGUCCCGUCUGCCGGAGCCCGUACUGGCAGACGCGGGAAAUGAGGGCCCGGGCGGCAUCCGCACCACCGGGAGCCGGUGGAGGUCACAAUGCCGGAAUUGCGAGUCCGGCACCUGCAAGGGUUCGCGGGCUUACGGUUGAGCGACUUAGCGUGCCAAAUUUUUGA